AUGCUUUCAAAUCUAAUUAAACAGAACAAAAAAAAUUCAUUUCAAGCUUCACUAGUGACGUUGAAGUUGGAAUCGACAUCAAAAGUCAAGCCAUCUAGAAAAGAGUUUUCAUUUGGCCCCCCAUUAGACCCCAUCUAUGAGCAUAAAUACAUUUUCCCCCUUCUCAGAUCUUUACAACAAAUGUGUUAUAAAUUUAUGGUAACAUGUGUUCGCCUGCAGAAGAAAGAAUAA
Molecule: messenger RNA, 231 nt
Organism: Clunio marinus
Lineage: Eukaryota; Metazoa; Arthropoda; Insecta; Diptera; Chironomidae
Source: the annotation of a GenBank genome assembly